Molecule: messenger RNA, 1818 nt
Organism: Spodoptera littoralis (African cotton leafworm)
Lineage: Eukaryota; Metazoa; Arthropoda; Insecta; Lepidoptera; Noctuidae
Source: the annotation of a GenBank genome assembly
AUGGACGAAAACCUGGAAUUAGAGCUAAAAAAGCUCUGUUGUACCUGUUUAAGCAGAGAUCGGAAGCUAUUUCAGUUAUGUAGAUUACCUGAUGGUAUAAAUAACUUAUAUUCACUAUUAUCCUACGAUUCUGAGGCCUAUAGAGAAGGUUUUUACAGAGACACAACGAGUUUGUUCAUUUGCUGGGAGUGUAGAGCUGUUAUGUGUCGGAUCACUAGGUUUAGAAGACAAGCUUGUACAGCUCAGAAGUGUCUGAGUGACAUUGCUGAUGGACGGACUAAUGUCAAUACAACAUGCCUAUCCCGCCUUACCAGCAAAAAACUCAAUGAACUAGCCGUAACAUCAAAAUGCACAGAUACAGAGAAUUUUAUAAAUCUAACAGAAGGUUUUAUAGACUGUGGUCCAACAACAGAUAUACUCAUAAAGAAUGAAUUGGAUGAUGAUGACAUUCCAUUAUCCGAACUCAAUAACUGGCCAGACCAUGUCGCAGAAACAAUCAUAGACUGCAAAGAUGAACCGUUAAAAACCGUAAACAAUGAUAAACUGUCAAAAGCGAUAGCUAAUAAAGAUGAACUGCCAACAACCAUAGACAAUAAGGAUGAACUGUCAAACACAUUAGUGUUGCCAGGUGUAAAAAAGAAGAAAAAGUAUUUGAAGAAAGUUUUUUCUACUGUUUCUAUUGAUGAUUCUGAAUUGGAGAAGAUGAGAAGUGAUUGUAGGUUGGAUGCUGAAUUUUUGGAAGCAAGUUUUAAAUGUGAUAGCUGUAUUGAGAUUUUCGAUAACGAUGCUGCAAUGGCUGAACAUAAUUCAUUACAUCUAGAGAAACCAAAUCACACGCAAUGUGAUAUUUGCCUCGUCUAUACUCUGACGUCAUCGUACACAUGCCAUAGACAAGAGCAUUACCAUAGACACGACUGUAAAUUGUGCAAAUAUACAAGUUUGAAUGAAAGCGCUAUCUAUUUACAUUUGGAAACUAGACAUGAGGUUAAAGAACUUUCGACUAAGAAGGUUAAAGCGAGUAAAGAGAAGUUGAUGGAAAACGUAAAAACUACAAGUAAAUUAAAAGACAAGACGCCUUUACAAUACAAAUGUGAUGAAUGCGAUAAAUAUUUCGGUAAUAAAAGUGCGCGCUGGAAACACGUACAAAAAUGUCAUAGAGAGGGAUUCGAAUGUGCGACUUGCGGUCAACGGUUUCCAUUCAAAAAUAACCUUAGAAGACAUGAGCAACGUCACAAAUCCCCACCGCCCCGCGAAGAAUGUCAUAUCUGCCACAAAAUGGUCAGAAUAUCUUUAAAAGCGAACCAUGCGAAGAUACACACAGAGCGUCCGAGGUACCGAUGUGAUCAAUGCGACAAAAUAUUCGUCUCUCGAGAAUCCUAUGAGAACCACUUGAAGUAUUCCAUGGCGCAUGCCAAAGGAGAUUUGUUGAAAUAUAAAUGUACGAUGUGUGCGAAAGGGUACAGGUCUCGCAACGAGCUCAGAGACCAUGUGAACUACCAACAUAUGGGGAAGACGCAGCAUAAAUGUCCCAUCUGUGAAAAGGCUCUAGCCACGAGGCGUUGUAUCACUCGGCACGUGAAACGCGCUCACGAAGGCAUCAAGGAGAAUGUUCGAGACAAAAUGUGUCAGACUUGUGGAAAGGCAUUUACGCACAAGAAAAGUCUAAUCGAGCACGAACUAAUUCACUCUGGCGCUCGUCCGCUCUGGUGUGAGCUGUGUGGCUCUACAUUCCGACAGAGUGCGUCCCUGUAUACACACAGAAAGAGAGUGCAUCGACUUCAUACUGCGAGGAAGACCGCCACGUUGUUACACACGUGA